Oldenlandia corymbosa var. corymbosa is the source of this 510-nucleotide messenger RNA. Lineage: Eukaryota; Viridiplantae; Streptophyta; Magnoliopsida; Gentianales; Rubiaceae. The record is from the annotation of a GenBank genome assembly.
AUGGCAACCGUUACUUCCGCAGCUGUUUCCAUCCCAUCAUUCACUGGUCUGAAAUCCGCAGGUGCAUCAUCCUCCAGCUCAAGAGUGAGCAGCAUCAAAGUCUCCUCUGCUGCAUCCCCCAAGCUUGUGGUGAAGGCUUCAAUGAAGGAAAUCGGAGCAGCCGUUGUCGCCACCGCUGCAAGUGCAAUUCUUGCUAGCAAUGCAAUGGCCAUUGAAGUCUUGCUUGGUAGUGACGAUGGAGGAUUGGCUUUUGUCCCGAAUAAAUUCUCGGUGGCUGCUGGUGAGAAGAUUGUUUUCAAGAACAAUGCCGGGUUCCCCCACAAUGUAGUUUUCGACGAGGAUGAAAUCCCUGCGGGUGUCGACGCCUCCAAGAUUUCCAUGUCCGAGGAAGACUUACUUAAUGGACCUGGUGAGGAGUACUCUGUCUCAUUGAGCGAGAAAGGUACAUACAAGUUCUACUGUUCUCCUCACCAGGGUGCUGGCAUGGUUGGUGAAGUCACCGUCAGCUAA